AUGGGAUUGUUGGUAAUUGGAAUGUUCGCUUCUUCUACAACAACAUUAUUCACAAUACUAAUAUUGUGCCUGCUGCAGCUGCUAGCUCAACCAUGUUUUGCUUUCAUUGAGAUCCCCGGCGGCAUCUGUGGUUCCGAUUACCAAGACGGGAGUUAUGUUGGCUGCGACACGGGCCGCUGCUGCAGCGACACCGGCUACUGCGGUAACGACCGUUACCACUGUGUCACCAACUGUUGGAAGCAAUGUCAUGCCGUUGAUGGAGUGAGCAGCGGCGGGCAGCGGCUCUAUAACAUCAGUACCACGAUGAAUGUAGUGAAUGCAACGCACAAUCAAUACUACGAUCCGGCCGGAACGAAGAAGAAGCAGAAGACGAUCAUCAUCAGUGGCUGGGAUGAUGAUCAUCUCGUCGUCAACGCUUCAUCAUCAUCAUCAUUAUGUGCAACUUCACUGUCCAACAUACCGCCGGCGCAACGUAACAAGUAUGCUUUGGCUGCUUUCCGUCCACCUCGUAAUCGUACCGUUACUCCGGCAACUACUAUUAGCGGUACUUACUGUGGACAGUGCCUCAAGUUGACGAAUCUCGAGACUGGAGGUGAAGCGAAGGUGCGAGUUGUUCACGAACGUAAUGUCGAAGGACUUGAAUUGGAUCGCGACACUUUCAACAAGCUAAGGACUUACGACGACCAUGGAAAUAACGGUGAAGAUGGUGACUAUCAUGGUGAUUACCUUGUCUUGAAGUAUCAGUUCGAGAAUUGUGAAGAUUGA
Molecule: messenger RNA, 765 nt
Organism: Linum tenue
Lineage: Eukaryota; Viridiplantae; Streptophyta; Magnoliopsida; Malpighiales; Linaceae
Source: the annotation of a GenBank genome assembly